Penicillium daleae is the source of this 1032-nucleotide messenger RNA. Its product is annotated as tyrosinase family protein. The record is from RefSeq and is a predicted model, not a curated record. NCBI's taxonomy places the organism in Eukaryota, Fungi, Ascomycota, Eurotiomycetes, Eurotiales, Aspergillaceae. Bases 1 to 1032 code for a protein of 343 amino acids. The transcript has 4 exons. Gene Ontology annotation, molecular function: oxidoreductase activity.
AUGAAGCUUUCUAUCUUCAGCACCGCGUUUAGCGUGAUAGCUUGCGCGGUUGCUACAACGCCAUCUCACUCUCAAGCCAGAGCCCACGUCCGCCGUGGUGGGGAUCAUGAGACGCAAAUCCCCGGUUUCUUCACUGGAAGUUGCACCCAGGAGAAGAUGACCAUUCGUAAAGAAUGGCGGCAUUUGUCCAAAUCGGAGCAGAACAAGUUCCUCGACGCUAUUCAGUGCUUGAUGAACAGUCCGGCCAAGUCAGGGCUCACGGCCACAACCAGCCGCUUCAAUGAUCUCCAAGCUCUUCAUCGUGGCAUGACAAAUACCGCCUAUGCGGAUAUCAUUCACCAUUUCGGCCAAUUCUUGCCGUGGCAUCGCUACUACAUUCAUUUUUACGAGACUUUUCUCCGUGAUGAGUGUGGCUACACUGGCUCUAUCCCGUGGUGGAGCGAACAAAAGGACGCAGACGGUGGCAACAUGUGGCAGUCUUCUAUGUGGGGAGAAGAUGCCUUUGGAGGCAAUGGAACUGGCUCUGAAAACUGUGUCACUGAUGGUCGCUUCGCGAACUACACGCUCCACAUCGGUCCAGGCGAUGAAGACACCGACUACUGCCUACGUCGCGCAUGGGACACCGAACAUGCAGUUGCUAAUGCCAACAGCACCGCUCUCGAUAUGUGCAAUUCAUACAAUACGUACUCUCCUUGGUGGGAUUGCAUUUCGAACAUCCCUCACAAGGGCGUACACACCUAUAUUGGUGGAGUGAUGUCCGAUAUCAAGUCGUCCCCUGGUGACCCUAUUUUCUUCAUGCAUCAUAUGUACAUCGAUCGGGUCUGGUGGCUGUGGCAGAAGCAAGAUCCUGUCAAUCGGCUGUACGACAUCAGCGGCCCUACCUUGAACCAAACGGCAAAUGUUGAGCCAGCUGGCGGUUGGCAAAACGCCACUCUUCAUUACGAGCUUUCAUCUUUCAACAUCAAGCCAAACACGACAAUUGGUCAUGUGAUGAACACCGAGGGUGGCUACUUGUGCUACAGAUACGACUAG